ACCGUGUUCGCAUUCUGGCCCAAAUCGUUUACCGUAGCGCCAGCGAAAAUCGUAUCCUAUACGCAUGCGCAGUGAGGCUGUGUUAGAAAAUGGCAGACGUCUCCCUGGAUGAAGUUAUACGACAGCGCGGUAUUAACCUUAAGGCACCAGCGAAACGACCAAUGUUUGGAAGAGGUGCAGGAGCGGUUGGCAAAAGCUUUGAUGCUCGCCAGAAGAUUGGGGCUAAUGAUGUCCGACAGCGGCUUGGACCAGGAGCAGGAUUUCAAGUGAAAGAUGCCAGGGAGAAGCUGGUUCAGAAGGAUGCUCGCUUUAAAAUCCGUGGCAGGGGAGGAGCAGGAGGGGGAGGAGGAGGGGGGGUGCAGGAUGCUCGGCAGAUGAUCAACUCACGCAAACAGGGGCCAAAUCUGUUCGCUGUCCCUGCACAGACAAUGCCAAAGAUGGCAGUAACACAACAUCUGCAGGGCCAGACAUUUGUGCCACAGAUGCAGAUACAAAGCAACUAUAAUCUGGCCGGUCUGAACUCGAGGCAGUUUAACCCGACUGCACAAGGACUUGGUUUGAGGGGCAGCGCGUCGCCACAGCUGAGCACUAAUAAGAGAGUGAUGGAUGCUCGGGAUAGACUGAGCCUCAAGAGGAACAUUGGAGGGACACCGACACAGGCAGAUUUUGAACACCCCCUCAAAAUAACCAAGACCAUCCAGCAACGUCCAAUGGGAGUCGGAUUGUCAAGUGGAAUACGGUCAAAUACACAGCCUCUCUCAGAUGAGCACGAUGGCCCCCACAAUAAACAAGUAAAGAUGGCUUCAGCUAAUCAUAUGCUCAAGUCACGGCCUGGAACAAUGGGCUCCACAUUCUCCAUGUCAGGUCCGAUCACCAAGGUGGUUCAAAAUGAUUCGUACACGGCCCCCUCCCGCCCUCCUGCCCCCGUGGCCCCCACCCGACCGAACCCCAGCAUGUCUGCCGGGCGGCCCUCAGCUGCAGCCCUAAAGCCCGUCUCCAGGACUCUGCAGCAGAGCUCAGCAGAAACCUGCCCCCCUGCUCCCGCCCCCCCACAGCCAAGUUUCAGUCCUCUGGAAGGGACCAAAAUUACGGUGAACAACCUGCACCCCCGCGUCACUGAGGAAGACAUAGUGGAACUGUUCUGUGUGUGUGGGGCUUUGAAGAGAGCGCGGCUGGCAAAGGUGGGCGUGGCCGAGGUUGUGUUUGUGCGUAAAGAUGACGCCGUUAGCGCAUACAGGAAGUACAACAACCGCUGCCUGGACGGUCAACCCAUGAAGUGUAACCUCCAUAUUCAGGGCAAUGUCAUCACUUCUGAUCAGCCCAUUCUAUUGAGGCUCAGUGACACCCCGGGCGCCAGCAGCAGCGGCACAAAGAAAGACGGCCUCCCCCCCUCCCUCAUGUCUCGCACCGCGGGACAGCGAGCCUCCUCUCAGCCGACCCCCGAAGUGGAUCCUCAGACGAUCCUCAAAGCUCUGUUCAAGUCCACCUCUCAGUCCAGCUCCUCCAGCGAGAGCCCCAGCGCACAGGCCACCGCCUUCCGCAUCAAGAUAUAGAUCCAGUGUCUGUUCAUUCACACAUUACUGCUUUCUCAGUGUUCUCGUACAAACGCCCACAUUCUACUAAUGCGAAACAGGUUUUUACACAUUUGAUAAACGUGACUUCUCCAGACGGGACAUUUUGUGGAUGCACAACAUGAUGAUAAUAUUUGUUCUUGAUUAGUGGAAGGAAAGUGUGAUGUGAUUUGUUGUUUAAUCCAAUGUCUUGGGGGAUGCCAAAUCAUUAUUAUAUUGGGAUUUUUUUUCUGUCAAUGCAAUACCAGCCCAUUUGGAUACGUUUUUUUGAAUACUAAAUUAGGGAUACAUUUUGUGUAAGGCUCGUCCAUACAGUUGCGUUCAGGUUUGUCUGUACCUUUUCUGAACAGAGAAUUAAGCAGACAUUCAAUGUGGGUUAAUCACAGAUGUUCAUAAAACGACAGGUUUUCCGUGAACCAGUUUUCAAACAGUCCUAUUGUGUUUUAUUUUUUAUUUACCGUCUUUGUAGCAUCGAGAUUCCUGUGUGCUGCGUUUGUGAUUGAUUUUACUUGGUUGUCCAGUAAAGAAAGCAGUAUGCGUAUAAUUCUUCCUAGUAUACAUUACACAAGAUUUUUGUUCAAAGAUUGUAAAUUGCUUUCUUGGUAUGUAAGUCUGGAGCGAUCAGAUCUGUCUGUGAAAUGUCAGCAUUAAAUAUCUAGCUUUGUA
Messenger RNA from Gymnodraco acuticeps, 2237 nucleotides. It is a transcript of the gene poldip3, whose product is annotated as polymerase (DNA-directed), delta interacting protein 3. The transcript is spliced from 10 exons. The coding region runs from base 90 to 1553 and encodes 487 amino acids. The record is from RefSeq and is a predicted model, not a curated record. Gene Ontology annotation, molecular function: mRNA binding. Lineage: Eukaryota; Metazoa; Chordata; Actinopteri; Perciformes; Bathydraconidae. Gene Ontology annotation, cellular component: nucleus. Gene Ontology annotation, biological process: mRNA export from nucleus.